Messenger RNA from Mustela lutreola (European mink), 4189 nucleotides. It is a transcript of the gene MTMR6, whose product is annotated as myotubularin related protein 6. Gene Ontology annotation, biological process: dephosphorylation. The record is from RefSeq and is a predicted model, not a curated record. The transcript is spliced from 15 exons. Gene Ontology annotation, molecular function: phosphatidylinositol-3,5-bisphosphate phosphatase activity. Gene Ontology annotation, cellular component: nuclear envelope. Lineage: Eukaryota; Metazoa; Chordata; Mammalia; Carnivora; Mustelidae. Bases 238 to 2217 code for a protein of 659 amino acids.
AGGACACUCUACCCCUCCAGUCUUUGCCCCCACCCAGGCCUCGGGUUUGGGAAAGCGUUUCUAGGAGACGGCGCCUGCCGGUUGCGCCUGCGCGGUUGACGCUGCCAGGGGGCGGGCGGACGGGCCGCGGGGCUGGGCGGCUGGUAGUUCCUGCUGGCCCUGGGUCCUUGGGUCCGCCCGGCUCUCUCGCUCCAUGGUACGCUUGUGAGUGGCGCUGCCGGCGGACGUCUGCUCGGGAUGGAGCACAUCCGUACGACCAAGGUUGAGCAAGUGAAAUUACUUGACCGAUUCAGUACCAACAACAAGUCACUAACAGGAACACUCUAUCUUACAGCCACACAUCUAUUAUUUAUAGACUCUCAUCAGAAAGAAACCUGGAUAUUGCACCACCAUAUUGCCUUAGUAGAGAAACUAGCUUUGACUACUUCUGGAUGCCCACUUGUGAUUCAGUGCAAGAACUUCAGGAUUGUGCAUUUCAUUGUUCCCAGAGAAAGAGAUUGCCAUGAUAUUUACAAUUCUUUACUACAACUAUCAAAACAAGCAAAAUACGAAGAUCUCUAUGCAUUCUCUUACAAUCCCAAACAAAAUGAUUCGAAACGACUACAAGGUUGGGAGCUCAUUGAUCUUGCUGAGGAAUAUAAGAGGAUGGGAGUGCCAAAUUCAAACUGGCAGCUGUCUGAUGCCAACCGAGAAUACAAGAUUUGUGAAACUUAUCCCAGAGAACUUUAUGUUCCCCGAAUAGCAAGCAAACCAAUAAUUGUUGGUAGUUCCAAAUUCCGGAGCAAGGGAAGAUUCCCAGUUCUUUCCUAUUAUCAUCACAAUAAAGAGGCUGCCAUUUGUCGAUGUAGUCAACCACUAUCAGGAUUCAGUGCCAGGUGCCUGGAGGAUGAACAUUUGCUUCAAGCCAUUAGUAAAGCCAAUCCAGUCAAUCGCUAUAUGUAUGUCAUGGAUACCAGGCCCAAACAUCGAAUGCAGAGCUGGUGGGCUACACAAAAGGACAUUGGCAGAAUUAUAGUGAGGAUUUCUUCAAAAAUCUGGAAUGAUGAGAAAAUAAGAGAAAUCGAUGAGAAAAAGCGACUGAAUGCAAUGGCCAACAGAGCAGCUGGAAAAGGUUAUGAAAAUGAAGACAACUAUUCUAACAUAAGAUUUCAGUUUGUUGGAAUUGAAAAUAUUCAUGUCAUGCGGUCCAGCCUUCAAAAAUUAUUGGAAGUCAAUGGUACCAAAGGGCUUUCUGUCAGUGAUUUCUACUCUGGUUUGGAGAGCUCAGGAUGGCUUCGCCAUAUCAAAGCUGUUAUGGACGCUGCAAUCUUCUUAGCCAAAGCAAUAAUGGUUGAAAAUGCAAGUGUGUUGGUACAUUGUUCUGAUGGUUGGGAUAGGACUUCCCAGGUUUGUUCCCUUGGCUCUCUUUUACUGGAUUCCUACUACAGAACAAUCAAAGGAUUCAUGGUUUUAAUAGAAAAGGAUUGGAUCUCUUUUGGACAUAAGUUUUCAGAGAGGUGUGGCCAUUUGGAUGGUGACCCAAAGGAAGUCUCACCAGUGUUUACUCAGUUCUUGGAGUGUGUGUGGCAUUUGACCGAACAGUUCCCACAAGCCUUUGAAUUCAAUGAAGAGUUUCUUCUUCAGAUCCAUGAACAUAUUCAUUCAUGCCAGUUUGGAAACUUCCUUGGAAAUUGUCAGAAGGAAAGAGAAGAGCUCAAGUUAAAGGAAAAGACUUACUCCCUGUGGCCAUUUCUCCUGGAUGACCAAAAGAAGUACUUAAAUCCUCUCUACAGUUCUAAAUCUCCGAAAUUUUCAGUUUUGGAGCCAAAUACAGUAUCUUUCAAUUUUAAGUUUUGGAGAAACAUGUACCACCAAUUUGAUCGAACAUUGCAUCCUAGACAGUCCGUGUUUAAUAUAAUUAUGGAUAUGGAUGAGCAAAAUAAACAGUUAGAGAAAGACAUUAAAGACUUAGAAUCUAAAAUUAAGCAAUGUAAAAAGAAGCAAACAGAUGGAAUUCUCACCAAGGAGUUACUGCAUUCAGUUCAUCCUGAAUCACCUACCCUCAAAACUUCCUUGUGUUUCAAGGAGCAAACUCUGUUGCCUGUGAAUCACGCUCUUCGAACUAUAGAGGGCAGCAACCCAGCAGAUAAUCGUUACAGGGAAUAUGCUGAAGAGUUCUCCAAGUCGGAACCUGGUGUGGUUAGCUUGGAAUAUGGUGUGGCCAGAAUGACCUGUUAGAUCCGCAGAGUAUUUUCUGGACUGACUGUAAUGCAAGACGUGGAUUCUUGUGAGAAUGAUCUGUGCACGUGACCAAAAGGAAUUUGUCUUAGAGCUUUAUAGUUGAAGAAAGGAUAAUAACUGCUCUUGUGAGAGAAAUAAGUCAGUUUAAUUGCAUUUCCAGCAGAGAAUGACUUUCAGUUCUUUAAGAAAUGAGUGGUGGCGGCGGAUUCAUUCAAAACACAAUUUGCACUAUAUACUAGUGAAUUGACAUUUCUGUAUGAUUUAUAUGUUAAAAUUACAGCCAAACAUGAAUAGCCUUCCUUAACUAUAAUUGUCAGGAAACGAAACUCGACAAAAUUCUCCAUUACUUAAUAAUUGACAUGGCAUGUACUUUUGAUUAUAUAACUCUGUAACUAUGGGUAUUUACAUAUUUUGCCUAUUAGUAAUGUUAACGUUGAAGUGCCAUGAAAAAUACUUUAAGAAAGCCUUAAAAUCUCGGUUUAUUCUUUACCCUUAAGUUUUAUAGCUAAGAGCAGGUUUUGGUUUUUUGGGUUUUUUUCUUUUGGUUAAUUUGGAAAGAAUUGCAAUGUCGUUACUACGGGGGCUGCAUGCUACAACACUCCUGUGGAAACAGAUGUGCACGUACAUUGUUAAGUUCAUGGUCAGCUGCUCCCACGUCCAUAUUCAAAAUUAACGAAACUGAAGGUUUUAUUCUGAUUACAGUUUAUGCAGUACUACCUUUGAUAACAUUAUUUACAACUUAGAUUAUUGAUAUCUUGAAUAUGUAUAAACAUAUUUGAGUAUCUUUUAUGUAUGGAUUACUGCAUCCUUUUAAUUCUUACUUGGUGGCUUCAGUUGGCUUUAUUCUUUGGAUAACUGUGUAACUUUAAAAAGCUAAGGCUCUAAAACUGUUCUUAGAUGAAAUGAAGAAUGUGUGUGUAUACACACACACAUACUGUUUUAUCUUUCAGUGAGUUGCUCUUCCUAGAACAAACUCCGUUCCCCCCAAAUUUGGGGGUUAAAAAAGGGAAGUACUGAUAGUUUAGAUUUUGCUUGGUUGCAUGAAUUUUAAAGCAGCUAUUUCUAUGUGGAACAUUUUUUUUUCUCCGUUAACAUAGGAAUAAAAAAGGAAAAUUAAGAAUAGCCUAGUACAAAGUUAAUGUUUAGCAAAAACAACUUAAAUGCUAGGAAAAGUUUCAUUUUGCCAUGUUAAAUUAACUGUUCUGUGUGCUAGUAACAUAUCUUUAAAUGACCAAAAAAAUAAUAAUAAUAAGGCAAAAAAAACCCCAAAAAACAACAAUUCACAUGCAAUUGAUGGUAUCACCCAGCUGGCUUUAAAAUUGAAGGUUUAAGUAACAUGACUGGCAAGAGGUAUGAUUCAGGAGUAGUAGGAAACCUGGGUAGAAUCCCUAAUGCUUCUCUUUACUGUACUUCUAUCUAUUAUAUUAGUUUUGAGCAUAAAUAUCUUUUUCAAAUGGAAAAAAAGCUUUAUUGUAUGAGAACUUAACUAAUCUGUUUAUUUUUCCAAUGCUUUUGUGUAAUGUAUUAUGUAAUAAGAAAAAUACUUCUUUUUAAACAGUAACAGAAAUGUACCAUAAAAUAUAGUUUGUGAUUUAGCCAAGCCUAUUUCCAUACUUAAGCACUGGGACAGGAAUCUUAAUCUUUGUGACCACAAAGGGAAACUUUUGUGCCUUGUUACUUGGUUCUAGUUACUGAUUAUGGUUUUAGAAUCUUCCAUGGCAGACUUCUUAUAUUCAAGUGUUCUUUUGUUGUUGUUUAGUAUCUUCAACUUCAGGCAUAUACAUGUGUGUUUAUGUGCUCACACAUGGACUGAGAAGUCAGUUAACAUCUUAAGUGACCUACGGGGUAUAUGUUGGCAAAAAGCAGAUUAUGUAUAUGUCUUAGAAAAAUUUACAUUCAGUGUAUUUGGGAAUGUAUAGCAUGUAAAUUAUUACAUAUUAUUUAAAGGUAAUUAAAUGUUCAUAUUUUA